Messenger RNA from Nicotiana tabacum (common tobacco), 1299 nucleotides. RefSeq names its product pentatricopeptide repeat-containing protein At5g08305-like. Lineage: Eukaryota; Viridiplantae; Streptophyta; Magnoliopsida; Solanales; Solanaceae. The record is from RefSeq and is a predicted model, not a curated record. Gene Ontology annotation, molecular function: protein binding; RNA binding. Gene Ontology annotation, biological process: RNA modification.
AUGCAACCUGCACUUAAAAAUCAAUCCACACGGCAAUUAUUAAGACCCUUCAGUUCAUGGUCUUUUGCCAUUAAAAAUGCAAGAUCACCUCGAAGAGCCUUGUCACUCUACGCUCAAAUGCAACGCCAAGCCAUUCCCUUCGACAGUUUCGCCAUUCUUUUCACUCUCAGAUCAUGCACCCAGUUGCGCAACCUUCCCCUCAUAUGCCACCUACAUGCCCAUCUCCUCAAAUUAGGCUUUAAUAUCCAUGUGUAUGUUGCCACCUCUCUGCUUAACGCCUAUGCUGGAACCUCGCUUGAGUGUGCAUACAAGCUGUUCGAUGAAAUUCCCGUGAGAAAUACUGUCACGUGGAACACGAUAAUAACUUGCUUUUCUCGUUCCGGGGACGUUAAAGGAGCGAGGAAGAUGUUCGAUCAGAUGCCUUUGAGAGACCUAGCUUCGUGGUCGGCAAUGAUAGCUGGAUACAUGAACAAUGGGCAUUGGGAGGAAGGUGUGGCGCUCUUCCAAGAAAUGGUUAUGUUUGAACAACUAAAGCCUGAUCAAGUGACCAUUGGGCCAAUAUUGGCGGGCUGUUCUGAAAUGGGUUCAAUUGGUUUGCUCCUUGGGAAAUCAGUGCAUGGUUUUGUCGUGAAGAAUCAUUGGGAACUUAAUGUUGAGCUUGGUACUUGUUUAGUAGACAUGUAUGCUAAAUGUGGAUUCUUGAAUUUUGCUUCUCUGGUUUUCGAUAUGAUGAAAGAUAGAAAUGUCGUUACUUGGACUGCUUUAAUUUGUGGAGCAGCAAAACAUGGUUUUGGAACUGAAGCGUUGGAGAUAUUCAAGAAAAUGAGACAGGGGGGUGUGCUACCUAACGAGUUUACGUUCACUGGGCUACUUAGUGCUUGUGUACAAGCAGGGCUGGUCGAUGAAGGUCGCGGAUAUUUCAAAAUGAUCAAAGAGUGUGGACUGAGACCAACAAUUCAGCAUUAUGGCUGCAUGGUUGAUUUAUUUGGGAAGGCUGGGUUGUUAGGGGAAGCAUAUGAAGUUAUCAAUACUAUGUCACCCGAGCCUAACAUAGUUAUAUGGGGUUCCUUUUUGUCAUCUUGCAAGUUGCAUAAACAAUUUGAGAUGGCAGAGCGAGUGAUUGAGAGGGUCAUGAAUGUGGUGAGGCCAGAGAAUGAUGGAGGGGUUUAUACCCUUAUCUCAGACUUGUAUGUUCUGGGUGGUAAAUGGGCCAAAGCCGAGAGGGUGAGGCAGUUGAUGCUCCAUCAACAUGUGAGGAAAGCCAGAGGAUGUAGUUUUAUACGAAAUAAUACAACAUGA